UAUAUUACUGUAAACAGUCGGUGUACUAUGUUUGUGGAGAAACAACGAACAACCAAACAAACCAAAAUGGCUGCUAAUGAAGAUUCGGAUUUGGAUAUCGUAUGGGACGCAGAUCUCGAAGUUAAUUUAUUUCAUGCAAUGAAAGGACACAAACCAGUGGGUGUUAAUAAAAAUUUCCAUAUGAUGUGUAUCCAUGAAAAGUUUACUUUAUCAACCGGCAAGAAAUGUACUGCAAAUGUUCUAUGGAAACAUUUGGGCACAAUGUAUGACCUGCCUGCUUUGCAUGAAUCUGAAAUCCUACCAUUUCCAAACCGUGAGAAAGAUUUCCAUCUGACGGAUGAGUUUCUAGAUUUAAUCUGCAGUAAAGAAAAAGAUCAAGAAAAAAGUGGACACAGAUCAAGAGACAGCACAUCUUCAAAUGAUGAAAAUCCUGCGAAAGCAACUCCCAAGUUAGCUGCCAUAUCCGCCACCCCAAGCAGCACCGACAAUUCGCCCAAAAGGAAAAGAACCAGGAACACUACCACAGCUUCAUCCAGUCCAAACACAGAAACACCGCCCUCCACGGUCAAAAGAAGAAGAGUGCUUUAAAUAUGAUGAUCCCAGUUUGAAGAUUACUCAACAUAGAACAAGUGUCGGGGACAAAUUUGUAGCAUUUAACAUUUCACUUGCGCCGAAAGUGUAGGAAGCCAGAACGACUUUUGCCAAAAUUUAUCAUUCCAGACAAAAAAAAAUUGUGAUCGAGUCAAAAUUAUAUGUAGUAAUGGUGAAAUUGAAUGGUGAAUAUAUCUCUAUAUGUUAUUGUUCUGUAGAACAUAUAUCAUUACAGUAUGCUAUACAUCUUUCAAUCAAGACUCAUCUCAGCUGCGAUAUAACAUAUUUGUACACCACUUCUAGAGUGCAUGCUGAAAGCUCACACUUUUAAGUGAACAGAUUCUAAGUCUGACUGAUGCUACUAAAUAAUAUGAAUACACUAUAUAAAGUAUAUUUAUUCAUAUAUUGCCAGAAAAAAAUCAGUAUUUAAACAAAAUUGGUAUUUGACAUUACUUUGAAGAGAUUUUACUAUUUUUCAGGUACAUGAUGUUCAAGGAUGUAGCAGUAUUUUUGCUUGUCAAUUAUUCAGUGAUAAAGCGUAUCUAAGCGAUAA
This is a messenger RNA of Saccoglossus kowalevskii, 1144 nucleotides long. RefSeq names its product MRG/MORF4L-binding protein-like. The record is from RefSeq and is a predicted model, not a curated record. NCBI's taxonomy places the organism in Eukaryota, Metazoa, Hemichordata, Enteropneusta, Harrimaniidae. Gene Ontology annotation, cellular component: NuA4 histone acetyltransferase complex; nucleus. Gene Ontology annotation, biological process: regulation of transcription by RNA polymerase II.